Sungouiella intermedia is the source of this 1032-nucleotide messenger RNA. The record is from the annotation of a GenBank genome assembly. Lineage: Eukaryota; Fungi; Ascomycota; Pichiomycetes; Serinales; Metschnikowiaceae.
AUGGAUCACAAAAUCGAUGACAUCGUGGGAGCAUCGCGCCCUCCGUCUAUUCCAUCUGUCAUUCUGGCUCCAUAUACCUAUCUCCACAAUCUUCCAGGCAAUAAUAAGAACAUGCGCUACCAGUUUUUGGUGGCAUUCAACAAACUGUAUUUCGACAUCCUAGACGAAGAGGUGCUUGCAGAGAUCGGCUCUGUGAUUGCUAUUUUCCACGAUUCGUCCUUGCUAAUCGACGAUAUCGAAGACUCUUCAACAGUCAGAAGAGGUCAUCCAUGUGCUCACAUCAAAUACGGCAUUCCACUGACGAUAAACGCUGGAAAUUUGAUGUACUUCAUGGCAUUGAAACGUGCUGUGACUUCGCUACCAGAGCUCUGGCUGCGCCUUAACGGAAUGGCUUCCAACGUCAAGUUUCAGAAUGAUGCCCAAACGAUCUUGGUAGACGAAAUGUUGAAUCUCCAUGUGGGCCAGGGUUUGGAUAUCUACUGGAGAGAUAAUCUUCAGACGAUCUGGGAGCAUGAAAUUCCAACAACUGCUGAAUAUUUGGAUAUGGUGAUGAACAAAACAGGAGGCUUGUUUCGGCUCUCGAUAAAGUUGCUAGCUCUUUUUUCCUCGAGGAAUUUCGAGAUUUCCAACUUGAUUCCAUUGGCAAAUCUUCUAGGCAUCAUAUACCAAGUUCGUGAUGACUAUUUAAAUUUGGUAGAUGAGAGAUAUGAGGAAAUGAAGGGCAUGGCAGGUGAGGACUUGGUAGAGGGAAAGUUAUCAUUGCCAAUUUUGCAUGCGAUGGUGAACGCCAAAAACCAUACACCUGUGCAUGAAGUUUUGCUAGAUUUGAAGACUAGUGAAGAAAGACGACAGCUGCCGAGUAAGGUGGCUGCAGCCAUCAAGUACAUGAGAGAAAGUGGUUCUAUAGCCUAUACCUAUGAACUCUUGCAGCAGUUCGUGAAGAAAGCAUUGGACAUUUUAGAAGCAAGUGAUGGUGAUAUUAGGGUGCUUAAAGGCAUAAUUGUGCAUCUUGGAGAAGUGGUGAGAGCAUAA